Budorcas taxicolor (takin) is the source of this 855-nucleotide messenger RNA. RefSeq names its product coiled-coil domain-containing protein 170-like. Gene Ontology annotation, molecular function: microtubule binding. Gene Ontology annotation, biological process: microtubule cytoskeleton organization. Lineage: Eukaryota; Metazoa; Chordata; Mammalia; Artiodactyla; Bovidae. Gene Ontology annotation, cellular component: Golgi apparatus. The record is from RefSeq and is a predicted model, not a curated record. The annotation marks the transcript as partial. The transcript has 4 exons.
UAUCUUAAAUUUCUGGAUCAGCUUUCAGAGAAAAUGAAGUUGGACCAGAUGGCUGCUGAACUUGGCUUUGACAUGCGUCUGGAUGUAGUUUUAGCUCGCACAGAGCAGCUGGUCCGCCUCGAGAGCAAUGCAGUCAUUGAAAACAAGACGAUUGCCCACAAUUUACAGAGAAAGCUAAAGACUCAGAAGGAAAGACUGGAAAGCAAAGAGCUGCACAUGAACCUCCUCCGGCAGAAAAUAGCCCACCUGGAGCAGGAGAAACAGGUGCGCUCAGCUGUGAUGGUGGAGCGGGAUGAGGCCAAUGUCACCAUCAGGAAGCUGCAGAAGAAGGUGGAGAGGCUGCAGAAAGAGCUGAGUGUGUGUCGAGAGCUGAACACCGAGCUCAAAGCCAAACUGGCUGACACCAACGAACUUAAGAUUAAAACUUUGGAACAGACCAAAGCCAUUGAAGACCUAAAUAAAUCCAGAGACAAACUGGAAAAAAUGAAGGAGAAAGCUGAGAAAAAGCUGCUGUCUGUCAAAUCAGAACUGGAGACUACAGAGCAUGAGGCUAAGGAGAAUAAAGAGAGGGCCAGGAACAUGCUAGAAGUUGUAACCAGUGAAAUGAAGACACUAAAAAAAUCUCUGGAAGAAGCAGAAAAGAGAGAAAGGCAGCUGGUGGACUUCAGGGAGGUGGUUUCUCAGAUGCUGGGCUUGAACAUGAUGAGUCUUGCUCUUCCUGACUAUGAAAUCAUCAAAUGUCUGGAAAGACUGAUCCAUGCACACCAGCAUCACUUUGUCACCUGUGCCUGCCUCAAAGAUGUGACUGCAAAGCAAGAUAGGCCCCCACAGGGCCACUUACAACUUCCUCACUGA